AACUUCAUAAUGUUGCGAGGUUUAGUGUUAGCUAGUGAUUGGUGCAGUUUAUAGGUAUAUUAAUCUGUAGCUGUAACUGGUACUUUGGAAAUAUGCCUGAAAUAGUGCAUGUGCAAGCUGGACAGUGUGGCAAUCAGAUCGGAUCCAAGUUCUGGGAGAUCAUAUCGGACGAGCACGGUAUCGACCCAUUCGGCAUCUACCGCGGCGAAAGCGAUCUGCAAGCAGAGAGGCUGAACGUUUACUACAAUGAGGCUUCAGGCGGAAAGUACGUGCCACGCGCGGUGUUGGUGGACCUUGAGCCUGGGACCAUGGACUCCGUGCGCUCGGGGCCGUAUGGACAGCUGUUCAGGCCUGACAACUUCGUCUUUGGACAGAGUGGCGCUGGGAACAAUUGGGCGAAAGGUCAUUACACGGAGGGCGCAGAGCUGGUCGACGCGGUCCUGGACGUCAUCAGGAAAGAGGCGGAGAACUGCGACUGCCUCCAAGGUUUCCAGCUAACCCACUCCCUGGGCGGAGGCACUGGCUCCGGCAUGGGGACGCUUCUCCUCGCUAAGAUCAGGGAGGAGUACCCUGACAGGAUUAUGAAUACUUUUAGCGUUGUGCCCUCUCCCAAGGUGAGCGAAGUAGUCCUGGAGCCAUACAACGCGACGCUGUCCGUGCACCAGCUGGUGGAGAACACGGAUAUGACAUUCUGCAUCGACAACGAAGCGCUGUACAACAUAUGCUUCAGGACCUUGAGGCUUAACAACCCCAGCUACAGCAACUUGAACCAUCUCAUCUCUCUGACGAUGUCCGGGGUGACGACGUGCCUGCGGUUCCCGGGGCAGCUGAACGCGGACCUCCGCAAGCUGGCCGUCAACAUGGUGCCCUUCCCGAGACUGCACUUCUUCAUGCCAGGGUUCGCUCCAUUAACAGCUAAGAAUUCGUUCAACUACAGACCGCAAACAGUUGCUGAACUCAUGAGUCAAAUGUUCAAUCCGGGCAACAUGAUGACGGCAUCCGACCCCAGGCACGGCCGCUAUCUGACGGUCGCCACCAUGUUCCGGGGACACAUGUCCAUGAGGGAGGUAGAUCAGCAAAUACUGUCCAUACAGAGCAAGAACUCCAGCUACUUCGUAGAAUGGAUUCCUAACAACCUCAAAGUGUCAGUGUGUGACGUGCCGCCACGAGGUCUCAAGAUGUCUGCCACAUUCAUCGGCAACUCCACCGCCAUCCAGGAGAUCUUCAAGCGAAUUUCUGAACAGUUCACAGCUAUGUACAGGAGACGGGCGUUCCUCCACUGGUACACAGGCGAAGGCAUGGACGAGAUGGAGUUCACAGAAGCCGCCAGCAACAUGGCCGACCUCAUAUCUGAGUACCAGCAAUACCAGGAAGCCGAAGUGGACGACAUAGAAUUCAAUGAAGAAGAGGAAUUAGAACAGGAACAGGAGCAAUAUCAAGAGGAUGCGCACGCGCAUGAUCAAGACGUACAGUUAGCUCGUUAGAUUGUAAAUUGUUAUGCCGGCUCCAUACUAUCGCGGACCAGACUUUUCGGCGUUCAUUCCAGAUUUUUCAUUUCGGUAUGUAAAAUCACUCAUACAAAGUACGCAAUGUACAUUCGCGUCGGCAUCCGUCAGAGUUCGGCGAUACUGGUGGCAUACAUUUAUUAUACUUAGAAUUAGUUACGCCCAAAAUGUCUGCAAAAUAGCAUUGUUUCCUUUAAAAAAUACGCAUACGAGCAAUCGUAAUUCAUAAGUCAAUUUUUACAGAAACAAACUUCAAGCAAUCUAAUCAAAACCCCUGCCACACGAUACAAUCUGAUUGCCCAAUUUGAUUGCCGAUUCAAUUGGGUACAAUCUGAUCCCCCGUCCACACGUGUGUAGUUGUGUAACUAUAUCGCCAAUUUCAGUAUUUGACUGAGCAAUCCCAAAUCGGGCGAUGCCGACCUUGAAUUACAUAUUUCCUUCCACACGACUCAAUUUGAUUGUCGAUCUAAUCAAAUUGGGCGUAAAAUUGGGACGUGUGGAAGGGGUUUAAGGCGUUGUUUUUUUUUUAAACCCCUUCCUUUCUUUGGGAUUGCUCGGUCAAAUACUGAAAUUGGCGAUAUAUGUAGUUGUGUACGUGUGGACGAACGAUCAGAUUAUACCCAAUUCAAUCGGCAAUCAAAUUGGGCAAUCAGAUUGUGUCGUGUGGAGGGGGUUUAAAUCUUAGUAUUAAGAAGUACUUACCCAUUUUUUGUUCGUUUAUAAUUUAUUUAAUUUUUUGAUUGAUGAUAUCGAGUGUUUUUGGAAAUUCUUUUAUACUUACGAAUGUUUGUAACGAAAAUAUAUUAGAGGUUAUUUUUUA
Plodia interpunctella (Indianmeal moth) is the source of this 2325-nucleotide messenger RNA. Its product is annotated as tubulin beta chain-like. Gene Ontology annotation, cellular component: microtubule; cytoplasm. Gene Ontology annotation, biological process: mitotic cell cycle; microtubule cytoskeleton organization. The record is from RefSeq and is a predicted model, not a curated record. Bases 93 to 1484 code for a protein of 463 amino acids. The transcript is spliced from 12 exons. NCBI's taxonomy places the organism in Eukaryota, Metazoa, Arthropoda, Insecta, Lepidoptera, Pyralidae. Gene Ontology annotation, molecular function: GTPase activity; structural constituent of cytoskeleton; GTP binding.